UGCUGCUUCAGCAAGGGCUGCUGAAGGGGUAUAAAUAAGUUAAGGGGAGGUUAAAAAUAAUCUGGCACAACAGGGUUUAGAGUCAGAAGCAGAGUUAACAGACCACCUUUAGAGACAGGAGCUGGGACUUGGUCAUGGGGGAGUGGAGGAAAUAAGAAAAGGUUUCAAAGUGAAAAAUGGCCAGGUUUGCAGGAGCAGGGAAUGACCCCCACUCUUCUCCCAGAGCCAGGCUGAGAACCUGGGGGUGAGGGUAUCCAACUGUUUCAACCCGGGGAGCCUACUCUUGGCUCAGAGGAACCUUAAGUAUUUUUGAGCCUGAUUGACGCAUCGGCUACCUCAUGGCAGAUUUCAACUUCACCCCCUACGACUCUUCAAUAUUAAUCCUAGCUGGCAUCCCUAACCUGGAAGAUGCCCACAUCUGGAUUUCCAUCCCUUUCUUUAUGGUCUACAUUAUGGCCCUGUUGGGAAAUAUCACAGUUCUGUUUGUUGUAGGAAAAGAGCAGACCCUGCACAAGCCGAUGUAUCUGCUGCUCUGCAUGCUGGCACUCGCAGACAUUGGCACAUCUACCUCCUUCGUGCCAAAGGCACUGUGUAUAUUUUGGUUUAAUUUGACAAGCAUUACUGUGAAGGGUUGCCUCACCCAGAUGUUCUUCUUUCAUGCAUUUUCUACAAUGCACUCAGCUGUCCUAGUGACAAUGGCCAUUGAUCGCUACGUUGCCAUAUGUAACCCUCUGAGAUAUGCCACCAUCCUCAGCAACGCACGAAUAGCUAAGCUAGGGCUACUUGGUAUGAUAAGAGCUGUUCUCUUCAUCCUGCCUAUGCCCUUGCUUGUGAGCAGGCAGCCAUUGUGUGUCAACCGCAUUAUCCCCCACACAUACUGUGACCACAUCGCUGUGGCAAAGGUUUUGUGUGGGGACAACACAGGCAGCAGAAUGUAUGGCUUGGUGUUGGCGUUUUUAGUCAUUGGGUUCGACGUGACGCUCAUUGGCUUGUCCUAUGGUCUGAUCAUCAGGACUGUCCUCAGACUCUCCUCCCAGGAAGCCAACCAGAAAGCCCUCAACACCUGCACAGCCCACAUCUGUGCGCUACUGAUGGCUUAUCCUGUUGGACUCUUCUCCACACUGGCACACCGGUAUGGUGAGGACAUCGCUCUGCAUGUUCACGUCAUCUUGUCCAACUUCCAUUACCUCAUUCCCCCCAUGCUCAACCCUAUCAUUUAUGGGGUCAAAACCAAAGAGCUUCGUGACAAAGUGGUCAAAAACAUUUGCAGAAUGCACUCACCACAUGCUACUGACUUUAAACCUGAGUGACAAGAGAGGGUUUUGGAAAUACACUCUUACCCUUUUUUGAGGGGUGUUUACCCCAAAUGUGAUCAAACAAAUCAUAACCAUAUGAUGUUCACUGUCCACAAUGUAUUAAUAAAAUAGAACACCACAUAGUUAAGGGUUGAUUAGAAAGCAGGCUUUUAGAUUCAAGGUGAAAAUCUAGCAGGCAGUUUCUGCUAAUUGCAAUGGGAGGAGUGCACAGAUAAGGAAAUAAGUGAGAAAGAGAGAAGGUAAAUGGAUGAAAAGCUUAAGUCUGGACACCUCUGAUACUAGACGUUAAUAGAAAGUAAGUAAAAGCGAUGACCCAGUGGGGGUCAUUAUGACCUCUGUGUUUUGUAGAAGUUAUAAAAGAUUAAGAACAUAAAAAUUGCUCGUCUGGGUGAGACCAAAGGUUCAUUUAGCCCAGAGGGAAUGAACAGAAGAGGUAAACAUCAAGUGAUUCAUCUCCUGUUGCUCAUUCUCAGCUUUGGGCAAACAGAGGCUAAGGACUCCAUUUAUGCCCAUUCUGGCUAAUAGGCAUUGGUGGACCUAUCCUCCAUGAACUUAUCUAGUUCUUUUUGAACCCUGUUUUAUUCUUGGCCUUCACAAGAUCCUCUGGCAAGGAGGUCUGCAGGUUGACUGUGAGUUGUGUGAGGAAAUACUUCCUUUUAUUUAUUUUAAACCUGCUGCCUAUUAAUUUCAUUUGGUGACCCUUAGUUCUAAUGUUAUGAGAAGUAAUAAACACUUUCUUAUCUACUUUCUCUACACCGGUCAUGAUUUUAUAGACCUCAAUCAUAUCUCCCCUUAGCCAUCUCUUUUCCAAGCUGAAAAGUCCCAGUCUUGUUAAUCUCUUCUUAUACUGAAGCUUUUCCAUACUCCUAAUCAUUUUUGUUGCCUUUUCUGAAACUUUCCCAAUUCCAAUAUCGCUUUUUGAGAUGGGGUGACCACAUCUGCACACGAUAUUCAAGAUAGAUUUAUAUAGUGGCAACACGAUAUUUUCUGUCCUAUUAUCUAUCCCUUUCUUAAUUAUUCCCAGCAUUCUGUUAGAUUUUUUGACUGCUGCUGCUCACUGAGUGGAUGUUUUCAGAGAACUAACCACAGUGACUCCAAGAUCUCUUUCUUGAGUGGUUAAUUUAGACCCCAUCAUUUUAUAGGUAUUGUUGGGAGGGAUUGCAACUACUUUGGAGGACAGGGUCAUAAUUCAAAAUGAUCUGGACAAAUUGGAGAAAUGGGCUGAGGUAAACAGGAUGAAGUUUAACAAAGACAAAUGCAAAGUGCUCCACUUAGGAAGGAAAAAUCAAUUUCACACAUACAGAAUGGGAAAAGACUGUCUAGGAAGGAGUACGGCAGAAAGGGAUCUAGGGGUUAUAGUGGACCACAAGCUAAAUAUGAGUCAACAGUGUGAUGCUGUUGCAAAAAAAGCAAACAUGAUUCUGGGAUGCAUUAACAGGUGUGUUGUGAGCAAGACACGAGAAGUCAUUCUUCCGCUCUACUCUGCUCUGGUUAGGCCUCAGCUGGAGUAUUGUGUCCAGUUCUGGGCACCGCAUUUUAAAAAAGAUGUGGAGAAAUUGGAAAGGGUCCAAAGAAGAGCAACAAGAAUGAUUAAAGGUCUUGAGAACAUGACCUAUGAAGGAAGGCUGAAAGAAUUGGGUUUGUUUAGUUUGGAAAAUAGAAGACUGAGAGGGGACAUGAUAGCAGUUUUCAGGUAUCUAAAACGGUGUCAUAAGGAGGAGGGAGAGAACUUGUUCACCUUAGCCUCUAAGGAUAGAACCAGAAACAAUGGGUUUAAACUGCAGCAAGGGAGGUCUAGGUUGGACAUUAGGAAAAAGUUCCUAACUGUCAGGGUGGUUAAACACUGGAACAAAUUGCCUAGGGAGGUUGUGGAAUCUCCGUCUCUGGAGAUAUUUAAGAGUAGGUUAGAUAAAUGUCUAUCAGGGAUGGUCUAGACAGUAUUUGGUCCUGCCAUGCGGGCAGG
Messenger RNA from Malaclemys terrapin pileata, 3279 nucleotides. Its product is annotated as olfactory receptor 52P1-like. NCBI's taxonomy places the organism in Eukaryota, Metazoa, Chordata, Testudines, Emydidae. Gene Ontology annotation, biological process: G protein-coupled receptor signaling pathway. The record is from RefSeq and is a predicted model, not a curated record. Bases 339 to 1310 code for a protein of 323 amino acids. The transcript has 2 exons. Gene Ontology annotation, cellular component: membrane. Gene Ontology annotation, molecular function: olfactory receptor activity; G protein-coupled receptor activity.